Messenger RNA from Hypoxylon fragiforme, 1601 nucleotides. Its product is annotated as terpenoid synthase. The transcript is spliced from 9 exons. The coding region runs from base 188 to 1291 and encodes 367 amino acids. NCBI's taxonomy places the organism in Eukaryota, Fungi, Ascomycota, Sordariomycetes, Xylariales, Hypoxylaceae. The record is from RefSeq and is a predicted model, not a curated record.
ACGACUCUCCCGGAUUCCUGGAAAGAGGGGGGGGGGGGAAAAGAAAAAUCUAGAGCUACUGUUUUUUGUCUUACUUUAUAUCCUGUUACUACUCGUCGUCGUUGCGCCAUAUACGCUUCCCAAAACGAGUAAAUUUCACUCUACCUACCUACACCCUUUUGUUCUUCACUGAAAAUUCUUCGUGAAGAUGGUGGUUAAAAGCAACCAGCAACCGGAAGCCGAGUUGCUUCUUGAAAAGGUUCUUGGCCAGGAGGUCAAGAUACCAAACCUCUUUGCCCUCUGCCCGUUUGAGGUGAAAGUGGCUCCCAGGAGUGAGAAGCUAGAGAAGGAAGUAGAGCUCUGGCGAUCCAGAUGGAUCACCGACCCUACGGACUUGAAGCGCAACCGCGUGGUCGACCCUUGCCUGUUUGCACGGGCAGCUGCUCCGGAUGUUGAGCUCGAUGAUAUGAUCACUGUAGCCAAAUGGGUUGCUUGGAUAUAUUACUGGGACGACGCUUACGAUUAUGGCGACUUCGACGGCAGGACCAGGGAUAACGUCAUUCACCGCAAGCAGACCAUAGAGCUGUUCUAUCAGAGCCUGUACAACAAGUCGCCGAGCAGCAUCGAUCCGGCGACGAUCGCUCCAGGCUAUCUUACAGCACAGUCUGUCCAUGAAUGGGGAGCGGUGGUAGGGGAGAAUUGCGUAUCGGAUUCGUUAAAAGACUGGACGUUCAAGGUCUUCGCAGAGAGCUGCACAGCUAUUGCGCGUAUCCAGCACAUCUUCGACAGCGGCAAGAUACUGGAUCUCGAGACGUUUUGGGCCAUCCGCCACGACUCCUCGGCCUCGUUGCCUACUUUGGCGCUAGUAUUGUACGCGGACAAAGUCGCGUUUCCCGACUGGUUCUUUGACCACAAGCUAGUCCGCAAGGCCGCGGAGCUGAGCUGCAAUAUUAUCUGGCUGGCCAACGAUAUCAUGUCAGCACGCAACGAACUCCAAUGCAAACAUAUCGAUAACCUCAUACCGCUCCUCGUCUACCACAAGGGGAUCACGCCCCAAGAGGCCGUGGACGAGUCAGCCAGGAUGUUUCACCAGAUGUACCUUGACUUCCAGGACCUGCUGCCACAGCUCCUCCAGCUUGGCGAGGACCGCGGUGCGGUCGACGAGAUGCAGAGCUAUAUCAAGGACUGCAAAACAACGUGUUCGGGCAUUCUCCACUGGCAUUACCACAUCAAACGGUACCUUCCGUGGCAGCCGGGCAUGGACCUGGACAGUGUGUAUGUGAGGUUAGGGGAUGAGGACGUGCGGAAGUAGUUAAGUAGAUGAACUAAGCUGGGUUGGAAUGAUGGUACGGUACUGUUGCCAAGGCUUAGAGCAAAAAAGCAAUAUUCCGAGCUCUUGGGUUUUGGGUGAUGGGUAGCUUGGGUAGUUAGGGGUAGGUAUUUUUUCUGGUACGGGGUUUCGUUCCUAUCACGAUCUAGUUAACCCCCCCCAGGGUGUUCACCUAAUACCCAGUAAAUAGUGUGUAAGCACAUACUUACAUGUAUGUAGACACUUAGUUACUGCUUUCCUAGGAUAGUCCAUUUUAUGUUAGACUACUGUAUGUUGAAGAUAUUACCUAGCA